Molecule: messenger RNA, 623 nt
Organism: Morus notabilis
Lineage: Eukaryota; Viridiplantae; Streptophyta; Magnoliopsida; Rosales; Moraceae
Exons: 2
Coding region: 126-341 (71 amino acids)
Source: RefSeq, a predicted model, not a curated record
GGAUAAAGCCGUAUAGCGAGUUAGGUCUCGUCUUCCACGCGAGGAAUUGCAGAGCAGCGAUACCUUCCACAGCUGAAGAACAACUGUCCGAGAGCUUUGUAGAAAUCUCCCAGGCGAGUGCAAAAAUGGGGGGAGGAAUGGAGGCAAACAAGAACAGGUUCAUAGAGGAUUGGGGCGCGGCGAGAGAGACCCUUGAGCAAAACUUCCGCUGGACUCGUCGCAACUUGGCCCUUGUUGGAUUGUUUGGCAUUGCCAUCCCAAUCUUUGUCUACAGGGGUAUCGUCAGAGAGUUUCAUAUGCAAGAUGAAGAUGCGGGUAGACCCUACAGGAAAUUUCUGUAAGCAUUUAGAGAAUGCUUUACAAUAAUUGUGGGAGUAGUUAAACAUGGUUUUUCUGCAGACCACAGAGUUCUAUUUCCUUGUAUGGGAAAAUCGUUCUUUUACUUUUCUGAAAUUUGUGGCAAGUGACGUUAGGACGGGUUUUGCCUUUUGACUUCGAAUUGUAUUUUGCCUUUUGCCACCAAGAAGACAGUAUACUUGUGAUCGGCCAAUUUCAGUCUUUGUAAUCUGUUGUCCAGCUUGAUUUGUCUUUCGACCACUCUUGUUAAUGGAAUGGUUCACCCA